GUAGUUUUGCACGGAGCUGGGAAAAACACAUGUGAGAUGUAGUUGAACAAACCCGUAGGGAUUGCCUCACCGGCUGUCUCGUUGAGUCCUGCUCACAUGUGAGCCCACGAAUGUCUCACGGCUGUGUUCUGAGGAGCUCCAGUGGCCCAUGAGUGUGACAUUAGUAACCCAGAGGGACAAAAAAAAAAGAAAAACGAAAACAAGAGCAGUUCAUCCGAACAAUAACCAGUGUCUGAAUAAUGAGCGAUAUAAGAGAGAAGAUGGCGGCCAUAACCCAGACGAUCUGCCCGAGAAGCCGAGUUCCAUCCGACGAGGACUUAAAGGCUUCAAAAGUGCAGAUGAAGAGAGAAAUCUCUCUGGUGAACGGGAUCUGUCUCAUCGUGGGCAACAUGAUCGGCUCCGGGAUCUUCGUCUCCCCGAAGGGAGUGCUCAUGCACAGCACCUCUUUCGGGCUCUCCUUGCUGAUCUGGGCUCUCGGGGGCAUCUUCUCGGUCUUUGGGGCCCUGUGCUACGCCGAGCUGGGCACCACCAUCACCAAGUCCGGAGCCAGCUACGCCUACAUCCUGGAGUCCUUCGGGGGCUUUCUGGCCUUCAUCCGCCUGUGGACGUCCAUCUUUUUGAUGGAGCCGGCCAGCCAGGCCAUCAUUUCGCUGACCUUCGCCAACUACCUGGUUGAGGCUUACUACCCCACCUGCAGCCCUCCCCAUAACGCUGUACGCCUCAUUGCAGCAGCCUGCCUCUGCAUGCUCAUCUUCAUUAACUGCGCCUGUGUGAAAUGGGGAACUCUGGUGCAGGACGUUUUCACUUAUACUAAGAUCUCAGCCCUGCUGCUCAUUAUAAUGGUUGGGAUCCUGAAAUUGUCUGCUGGAGAGACGAAGAACUUUGAAAGUCCAUUUGAGGGUUCCUCCACAGAUCCCGGAGCCAUCGCUCUGGCCCUUUACUCAGCUCUCUUCUCCUACUCUGGCUGGGACACGCUCAACUUUGUCACGGAGGAGAUUCAGAAUCCAGAGCGCAAUCUCCCCCUGGCAAUCGCCAUCUCCAUGCCAAUCGUGACCAUCAUUUACCUGCUGACCAACGUGGCCUACUACGUGGUUCUGGACAUGCCCUCCCUGCUGGCCAGCGACGCCGUCGCUGUGACUUUUGGGAACGAAGUUCUGGGACCAUUCAAAUGGAUCAUCCCGGUGUCAGUGGCCAUGUCCUGCUACGGGGGACUCAAUGCUUCCAUCAUUGCUGCUUCAAGGUUGUUCUUUGUGGGUGCUCGAGAGGGCCACCUCCCUGACACCCUGAGUCUGAUCCACCUGGAGCGCUACACACCCAUCCCUGCACUCCUGUUCAACGGCUUGAUGAGCCUCAUUUUUCUGUGCGUGAAGGAUGUGUUCCAGCUGAUCAACUAUUUUAGUUUCAGCUACUGGCUCUAUGUGGGCCUAUCUGUGGCCGGCCUCAUCUAUCUGCGCUUCACGCAGCCUGACAGACCCAGACCUCUGAAGCUGACCUUGUUCUUCCCGUUCAUCUACUGCCUGUGCAGCCUGUUCUUAGUCAUUGUCCCCCUGUACGGCGACACCAUCAACUCCCUGAUCGGCAUCGGCAUCGCCCUCUCAGGGGUGCCCGUUUAUUACGUAGCCAUCCACCUGCCUGAGGAAAGGAGGCCCAAAUUCUUGCGCACGCUAAACAUCUUUGCUACCAGGAACACCCAAAAGCUCCUUUACUGCUGCCUGGCGCAACCAGGCGGCAAAGGGCAGUGAGCUCGGGACAAACAGCAGCGUCGCGAGGCCGCCCACUUUUCAGGCGAAGGAGCUGACGUUUUGUCUGGCCGUGAGCAGAAAAACAACGCCCCGAAUGUGUCUGCGGACACAUGUCGCAUACCAGGUCAAGUUUAAAAAAAACCCUGCCAUAUCAGAUGACAGCUGAGGGCGCAGGCACUUGUGACUUGUGCAAGCAAUACACACUACUCACAAAAUGUUAGGAGGAUACGGACAGAGCCCUGCCAAGAAUAGCCAAAAUCUGCAAGGUAGUGAAGCCUAAAUCAGAAUGUUUGAAAUUGAAUUUAGAUGUGAAAAGAUGGUGGCAAAGCAUAUCUUUCGAUCAAAGGUGUGUCCUGACUCGAUGAAGCUCCUCCUCUCACUUGGCAUAUGUGCUUGGCACCAAGAUGCCAGAAGAUGGCACCAAAGACAUAUUUUUAUAUUUGACAUGGCUUUCGGAUGAGCACAAAAACUCAAAGAAGGAAAAGAUAGGUUCCCACAUGACAUCCACAAAAAGGCACAUUUGUAAAUGCCGAACUGGGAUAGCCAAAACUUCGCUCUGUUGGCUUUCUGGGUGAAUUUUCAUUAUGAACUGAAAAUGCACUGCAGCCUAAUUUCAUUUGGCUUCUGAACUUUUGAGGUCCAACUCUUUACUGUUUCAGUAUUUUUCACUGUUCUCUAACAAAGCGCUAAAUGGAAACAUCCGGGACAGAUACUUGAACCACAUUCUUUCAAAAGUUUGGAGGAGGUCAAAUUUAGUUCACUUGCUAAAUGUUAUAGCACGUUUUAGGUUCAUCUU
Syngnathoides biaculeatus (alligator pipefish) is the source of this 2538-nucleotide messenger RNA. Its product is annotated as Y+L amino acid transporter 2. Gene Ontology annotation, molecular function: L-amino acid transmembrane transporter activity. NCBI's taxonomy places the organism in Eukaryota, Metazoa, Chordata, Actinopteri, Syngnathiformes, Syngnathidae. Gene Ontology annotation, biological process: amino acid transmembrane transport. The transcript has 10 exons. The record is from RefSeq and is a predicted model, not a curated record. Bases 240 to 1742 code for a protein of 500 amino acids. Gene Ontology annotation, cellular component: membrane.